Molecule: messenger RNA, 2789 nt
Organism: Spirodela intermedia
Lineage: Eukaryota; Viridiplantae; Streptophyta; Magnoliopsida; Alismatales; Araceae
Source: the annotation of a GenBank genome assembly
AUGGCGAGGGCGAUCCGCUACCGGUGUGGGGCCCCUUGGAGAGCGGCGGCGAUCUGGGCUCUGUCGGUGUUCCUCAUCUUCCUGGUUCUCCGCUUCUGCGCGGAGAAUUCCCGAUUCCAAUCCCCUCCCUCGAAUUCUGGUAAGGUCCUUCCAGUGAUGGUAGAGCCCUCGAGAUUCCGGAUUUCGUGGUGAGCUAACAUCGUUAUCUCGCCUUCUCUCAGAGCUCCAGUUGUCGAUCAUGGAGCGGCGGUCGGAGCUGUACGAUAAGAUGGCGCGGGAUCUGGAGGAGCACGGCGCGGCUUUCCUCCGGGGAGGAGAGACGUCGCAGUCCCUUUCUCUGUCGGAUAUCUUCUGCCUAAAGAACGGGAGCGUCACUCCGAUACUCAAGGUGCGGUUCAAUUGACAGAGAUGGCCCCUGUUCUCGAUUUGGAAUGCCCUAAAUCAUGACUCCCUUCCUCUGUGUAGCCUGCCGACCCCCCAGUUCGUGCGAACGUGCUCUACCUCAGCUCGGAAUAUGCAGCGCCUCUCUCGUAAGAUCUCACCAUCAUCAUCAAUGUCGUCAAACACCUCAUCAUAACAUUUUAGGGCUAGGGUUAGCGUCAAGAAAUCAAUGCCGCUUUCCAGAUCAUAGUUGACUAGGUUUAGAGAUCAAAUCCCGCCAAUCCGCUUGAUCAGGUGUUGAUGUCAAGAACACCUGAUUUCGCUUCCUUUUCUACCUUCAGAAUUGCUGUUGUCUCACCUGUCCAGCUCAUUUCACACAGCAUUCAAGGCCCUUCAAUCCUUCCUGCCAUUAAAGAACUUCAAUGGCUGAAGUGGACGGCCUUGAACUUCUGAGCGACUUCCAAGACUCCGUGCUCAUUCGAUCCCUUCGUCAUCUCCCUUUCAGUUUCUCCUAGCUCUCAUCAUUUUUACUCAUCUCACACCCCACUUGCCCUUCAUUUUUCUUCCUGCCCAAUGAUUUCAGAGCAAGCAAAGGAUUUCCUUGACGAUCUCUCUUGGUUCCUACUCCUAUCAGCAAUCAGAGACUGCCAACUGAGUGGAACAUUUUUUAUUUCCGAUUGUGAAUUUUAUUUUUACUUAUACUCCAUUCAGCUUAUUAUCAGCAGUAAUCCGAUUAAAAUAAAUAAAUAAAUAAAUAAAUUUAUCUCUGAUCUCCACUCCCACCAGGAAGAAAAAAAAGAAAAGGGUCCUUUAAAGUAUAUGUACUAUGGUUCCCUGGAUUAUUAACAUAAGGUCGAUUCCAUCCUUCAGGCAGGCUGUAAGAGACGUCUUCCUUCCCUAUUUUGAUGAAGGUGAGGUUUUCUUUCACCGGUUUCUGUUUUUAUUUAUUUAAUUAGUGAAGGGAAGCAAAUUAUUAAUGAAAAAAUUAUUAUUUCAGCUAAUUAUGCCAUUUUUCGGUUGAUAUAAAUUAUAAUAUGAUUAUUUUUUCAUAUAUUUAUUUCUUGGCGUCUGUUGAGAAGGUAUCUGGUUUCAGAAUGUGAGCAUGUACCACUUCAGCAUGUUCCACGCGUCCCAUCAUCUCAGCCCUGUUCGAGCAUCAGACGCUGAGGUCUGCUGGGUCCACCUCCAUUUUUCUUCUCAGAAUGAUUAAUAGUUAUUAUGAUUUCUCUCUCUCUCUCUCUCUCUCUCUCUCUCUCUCUCUCUCUCUCUCCUAUUAAUCUUCAGUUGCCAAUUCCUUGAGAUUGAAGCUGAGGUGAGGGCCGUUGAGGCUGCGGCUGAGGAACUCUGUCCGCUGAAGGUUGUUCUAGAUAGGGUGGUGUUGACUUCCACUGGGGUGCUUCUGGGCUGCUGGCAGGUCGGCUGGAGAUGUCUCCUCUUCUGUAAAUUGACCCUUCCGAUGACUUUGAGUUUACUCUCAAGCUUUCUUCUGUCUAAUUUCUCUUUUAAUAAAUAUGCAGGUGGUCUCUGGUUCUGAUCCCUUGAUAAUCCGAGAAAAAUUGCGAAAGCUGCUUCCACGGGCCCCCAAAGAACAGCUCGUGAGUGUAAUUAUGUGAAUAAAUGUUCGUCUUUGGUCAUCGGGUUGACUUUAAACAGCAUGGGUUGCUAUCUCUGUGCUUAUCGAGCUGUUUCUCUCUGUUUCUCCGGUGCAGUAUGAUCCUGUUUUGCUGCACACUUCCUUCGCUAGGCUCCUCAGGCGCCCUAAAACUCCCAUCCGGGUACAUGAUUUUGGAUUCAAAUCGUGAAUAUAUUAGAUUUUAAAAAUGCUCUUCAGUGACCAUCCAGAUCACUGGCGCUAUUUUAGAGAUCAAUAAUUACUAUUUUUCUAUAUUUUAUUAUUAUUAUUAUUUUAGGAGAACCCAACUGCCACAGGUCAACUCCUGUUCUUGCGCGAGCUGGUUAAGGAGGUUAACAGGAAGGUUCGGGGAUUCGAGGUAGCUUCCAUCUCCACCCACUCACUGGUUCUUGUUAGAAUUACUUUGGACUUAUUCCAGCAUAUGGAUGAGCAUGCUCUGCCUCUCGAUUAUAUGGUUGAUUCGGAGUUGAAUGACCCGAUAUAUUAGCAUGGUUUUGGAUUUCAGGAGCAAAGUCUGGAGAAAAAUUAUAUCAAAGAAAUAAUAUAUAUAUAAAAAAAACCUGUGAUUAUACUGAAUUUGUUCGUCCAGGCUUGGGUGUCGAAGCUGUGGUUCGUGGAGGAAUUGGAUCUCCUGGCUCUGGCUUUGAACGGCAGGAUGAAGGUACGUGGAUUUGACCUCAGUAGCUGCUCUGGACGAUCAGGUCAACCUCAUGGUCAACGACUAGAAAACGGGCUCCAAGCUUCUGGGUCAGACAGAAUAGGAGUCCGGAGAUGA